AUGGCAUUGGCUAUUACUUGGUUGGUGGUGUCGCUGCGAUUAUCCAAGGCCAGCAACGAGCCACCAGAGAUGUCGAUGUUCGAUGUUCGUGUGACUCGGAUGGGUGAUAUAGAGAGGCGGGCGAUCCAGCGUAGGGCCAACUGGAAGCUCUGGUCGAGCCGGAAGAAACCACAUCAAGUAAAAGCAUUUAUCCAAUUUCCCACAGGGCAAAUCAAAAUCGAUGCUGUGGUUGUCCCCCCCCAUGAAUAUCGAAUCUACACCGCCCACAAGAUGAUCGUGGAAAUCCGCGGGAUCAAUGUCGCCACUCCCGCCCUCUUAGCGGUGAUCAAGCUUCAGUCAAUCGCCAUUCGAGGGAACAUAUGUAAGGUUUCACAAGAUGUUCGAGACCUCAUUUGGGCACUUGAGAAGGUCAAGGAGAAGGGGGAGGGCCCAGACUCAAUGAUACCACAAGAUGCCUUAGAGGCCGGUUUUACAGCAGGAUGA
Messenger RNA from Marasmius oreades (fairy-ring Marasmius), 483 nucleotides. RefSeq lists its product as uncharacterized. The record is from RefSeq and is a predicted model, not a curated record. NCBI's taxonomy places the organism in Eukaryota, Fungi, Basidiomycota, Agaricomycetes, Agaricales, Marasmiaceae. Bases 1 to 483 code for a protein of 160 amino acids. The transcript is spliced from 2 exons.